Messenger RNA from Aspergillus mulundensis, 261 nucleotides. Its product is annotated as mitochondrial 37S ribosomal uS13m domain-containing protein. Gene Ontology annotation, molecular function: RNA binding; structural constituent of ribosome. Gene Ontology annotation, biological process: translation. Bases 1 to 261 code for a protein of 86 amino acids. The transcript is spliced from 2 exons. The record is from RefSeq and is a predicted model, not a curated record. NCBI's taxonomy places the organism in Eukaryota, Fungi, Ascomycota, Eurotiomycetes, Eurotiales, Aspergillaceae. Gene Ontology annotation, cellular component: small ribosomal subunit; mitochondrion; ribosome.
AUGUCCCGCUUCCACAUCCACGACACAUGCAAGGUCGGUGACCUGGCGAACAAGCAGGUCCUUGACUUGACGGCCGUGCUCUCAGACAUGAAGAUUGAAAACGAUCUCCGAAGGCAGGUCCUCGAUAACAUCAAGCGCUUGAAGGAGACGGGAACGUACCGCGGUCGACGACAUGCGUUGGGGUUGCCGGUUCGAGGACAGAGAACGAGGAACAACAACAAAAUCCCCAUCAGACUCAAUCGUAUCGACAGGCGACUUUAA